AUGACUAAGAUCAUCCCAUGGGCCAGGGCCCCAGUCAGAAAGGAAUUGCCUUUGAAAUGCACAGCUGCGAAAGCGAUGCAUAAAACACCUCCUUUGGCCAUCAGUUCUGAAGUGAAAGAGAAAGAUAUGAGUGGAUAUAAGGCCCCCUGGGACGAAGAGACCUGCAAGACAUCCAUGAAAGUCAAUGGCCUGUACGAAGCGUCCGGCCUAGCUCUUUGGCUACGCACAAGUGCAUUUCGCGUUGCCAACACACCUGAUUGGGAGACUGCCCCAGGAGAUGUUGGGAUGGAGACUUUAGGGAAGUUUGUGGACACCUUCUUCAGCAAAGACUCGGUGAUGAAAGCCUCGGUCCAGCGCGGUGCCAAGAGGUCCAGAACCGGGAAGGACCGGAUGCUGUGGCCCAUUGAAAUGAUUGUGGUCACCGACACUUCCAGCCACGUGGAAAAGGAUGGUGGAUUCGAUGCUAGUUUGAAUUUGGUCGGCUGCCACUUCGUGCUUUGGGCCUGGUACUACGCGCUGUUCCAAGCUCUGCAGAAAGCCGACAAAGAGUGGAUCGAAUUGCUGUGGGAGUGCGGGAGCACGGUUACAAUCCAAGUUCGGCUAUGCACGAGCGAGAAAGACGUUCCAAUCGCUAGAAUCCAGGCAAGUGAAAAGUUGAAAGCGAUCGGCGAUUCAUCUUUAUCAGAUACUUUCGUCACAUUUUGCUUGCUGUGCCAGAAGCUUGGAGUUGAACAGCUUUCCCACGGGAUUUCGUUGAAGCUGAAGUUCAAUGGCUCCGCCUACAAUAGCUCCAUGCACAAAGCUUGCAUAAAUGUUCUGAGUCUCAUGGAGCCCAACGGGCAAGGAGCAUUCCAUGAGGCAAUGCAACGGUUGGAGCUGGUGUGGGGCAGAGAUGUGCUGAGCAAUGCUUACAGCAAGUUGGUUCGUCUUACAAGCAUCGCCAAAGGUGCGGCCCAAGGAGAUCGCACUCCUCUGCAGAUUGCUGCCUGGCUUGUGGACAUGCUUCACCUUUCACUGCUAUGCAGGCAGACUACCGUGACAAAAGCUACCGAGGUGUUUCUGGACAAGGUGUUUGACCUGGCGAAAUCCUUGGUGAAGACAUUGCCUGAGAUGGAAUCGCAGUCAUGCCUAGCAUUGAUUCAGGACACAAUCUUCAACCCCAUGAAGUGCUGGGAAGAUUUCUUGAAGCCGACUGAGGAAGUCCCUGCCAAGGGUGCUGAGGAUGAGGAUGGAGAAGCGGCUGAGCACGGCGACUCGGCUGCUUCGGAGACUGCUUUGGCCACUCUAAAGGCAAAAUACAACCGUGCUACAGGUUGUUUGCUGGACCUCCUUGUGGCAUUGAUGAGUGGCCAGUAUGGAGAUGAUUUGCGCGAGAUUAGCCAAUGCGGAGAACCCGUAGCCAAGAUGCUGCAGCCGACAGCAAGAGAUGCUGGGGAAGAAGCUUCCGAAGGGGCUUCCAUCGCUUUGGUAGUGCAGCUUUGCGAAGUGGUGAAGGCAUUUGAUUCGAGCAGCAAGAGCGUUUCUGUGAAAUCCACAGCACCAGCUCCGUCUUUGAUGAGUACUUUGAACCAGACCCAGCCCGUGGAGGAGUUGACGGCAGAGCGUGAGCGAGUAUGGAAGCUGGUCCAAGGAGAACGCAGAAAAUUUGCAACCUUCAGUGUGCCAAAGAGUUUCAAACAAGAGAGCUUGUUGGGCAGUUUCCGAGCAUGCGGAAAAGCUUAUGGCCACAGUGGGACUCUCAACUCCAGCCAUAGAUUGAUCUGUGCUUCAGCCGACCUUCUUUGCGAGACCGGUGAUGAACCAUGGAUGGCACAGAGCAAGCCAGAUGCUGUAAUGUGGAAGGGGAUUGCCGACUUCUGCGCUAGCACCACAGGGCCUACAGACUUUGCCAUGGUUUUUGACGGGCGAAUGAGGGAAGAAGAGAGCUUGCUGUCGCAGUCGCAAUCAGAAGAAAUGUGCUUGCUUUACUCCGGCGGCUGCGUUGCGCGCGCUGGUCGGAUGCGAAGAAUCCCUUUGGCUGCUCGCAAGCUCGAGACAGCCGCAGUCCACUUUCCUACGCAGAGGGCGCGGGUGAAAACAUCCAAGCGUGAAAACUUUACGUCCUGUGGUGAAGCCACUACUUUUCAGGGGAGCUAUAGUGGAGUCCAGUUUCGCUCCUCUUAUGAACUUCCCCUGAUGGCACUGGAUGAAAAAGCUCGGGUUCUCGGCUGUGCGGCUUCUCCGGCUCCGCCUGAUGAUUGGCAAGACCGUUUUGGCAACUCCGUGCCGCUCUUUUGGCAAGAAUCCAAACCCAUCAGCUUCUACAAUGCCAUCCUCGAUGAGUACAAGAUUGCCACAGUCUUUGACGUGACCGCUGGCACAGGUGCAAUGAUGGAAGCCAGCUUAACCAGGGGAGUCAUCUACCAUGGCCUUUGCCUGAACAAGGAGCACCAACAAUGGCUGCAAGCCAUUGCGGACAGGGCCGCUUGCGGUCUCAUUACCUUGGAAGGGUCGACACUUUUCUCUGAGGCAUUGGCGGCAGAUGUGAAGAAGUUUUUCCCUGACAUCUUGGAGGGCUUGGCGCCAAAGACUGAUCUUGAAGAAGCCCCGCUGGAACCAGACAGCCCCGGUGAGUGA
Messenger RNA from Cladocopium goreaui, 2616 nucleotides. The record is from the annotation of a GenBank genome assembly. NCBI's taxonomy places the organism in Eukaryota, Dinophyceae, Suessiales, Symbiodiniaceae.